Messenger RNA from Ixodes scapularis (black-legged tick), 663 nucleotides. RefSeq lists its product as uncharacterized. The transcript has 5 exons. The coding region runs from base 6 to 581 and encodes 191 amino acids. Lineage: Eukaryota; Metazoa; Arthropoda; Arachnida; Ixodida; Ixodidae. The record is from RefSeq and is a predicted model, not a curated record.
UCUGUAUGGACGGAACAUUGAGCCUGCCCAAAGAUGUCCUCCUCCUCGUGGCAUUCCUAUGUUCAAGCCCCAAAAAUGAUGCUGUGCUCGAGUGGAGCCUCAAAAUCAACAAGGCCGAGGCAGAGUUCAAAGAUCAAAACGCAGCAGCUGUCUGCCUCCUCCCAUUGCUUGCAUCCUACUUUCAAGAAAACCUCGGAGAGCUCUUCCAGUUACAUCAGGUGACAACAGAAAUCACAGAGGAGUUUCGUAACAGUCUGCCUGCUUCUCCUGUAAUUGUUGCACUGGGCCGCUCACUUUUCGAAUGCAGCUGCCAGCUGUUUGUGGACCAUGAGGUGAUGGUGGAAGAUGUGGGCUUUCUGCAAGCUGUGGAGCUCCUUUUCGCCCUUUAUUAUUGUUUAAACAUCCAGUAUGCCAAAGGUGUGGGAACCACACUUGAGUUCAUUCAGAGAUACCAGGUUGGUAUCAAACAACAUGAUGGGUCACGACAGGAGGCCGGGAGGUCGAAAGGAGCUCGGGCAAGAGCAAUCAAAGCCGCCACAGAUCUUGCUGCUUUUGAGAAAAAAUGGAACAGUCUCAUCUGAUGAUCGAUCGGAUGCCAUGAAGGUUUCUUUAUAAUUAUGUUCUUUUACGGUUUACAAUAUAGUUCUUCAAUUUCAAAACUGC